Molecule: messenger RNA, 546 nt
Organism: Diabrotica balteata
Lineage: Eukaryota; Metazoa; Arthropoda; Insecta; Coleoptera; Chrysomelidae
Source: the annotation of a GenBank genome assembly
UUGAAUACCAAGAAAGAGCCUGUUCAGGAGUCAUGUCAGGUUGAGAACAAUAAUGUUACGGCUGAAUCACCCAAUGUCCUUCUGCAAAGUAAAGAAGAUACUACUUGGUUGGUUAAUAGUACUGAGACAGAAAUAAUCAACGAAGUUAAUCGCACAACACAAACAAGGAAGAAUAAAAAUAGACCAAGAGGAAAAGAAAAAAAUGAAAGGGAUAAGGAAAAACAUCCUAUGAGAGCCGUGUAUGAAGUCAAACACAAAAAAACAAAAGAAGCGUGGAAAAACAGGGUAAUAAAUUCAACCCCUGAAAUUCAAGAAUUGAAAGAUAAGGUUGUUGAAAAAGAAAAUGUAGAACGAAGAAAACUGGCAAACAAAGUUAAACGACAAAUAAAACAGAAGAUAGAACCUAAAGGAAAAGCUACGUACAACAGUGGAUUAGAACGGAAAUCUGUGGAUGACACUUUUCCUGAAAAACGAGCAUUAUACCGAAUGGCAAAAGAAGGGAUAGAGAGAAAUGAUGAGAAAGGAACAGGAAUCCGCGAGCGAUAA